Molecule: messenger RNA, 3802 nt
Organism: Syngnathus typhle (broad-nosed pipefish)
Lineage: Eukaryota; Metazoa; Chordata; Actinopteri; Syngnathiformes; Syngnathidae
Gene: ppm1ba
Product: protein phosphatase, Mg2+/Mn2+ dependent, 1Ba
Exons: 5
Coding region: 402-1652 (416 amino acids)
Biological process (GO): positive regulation of canonical NF-kappaB signal transduction; protein dephosphorylation; negative regulation of canonical NF-kappaB signal transduction
Cellular component (GO): nucleus; cytosol
Molecular function (GO): magnesium ion binding; protein serine/threonine phosphatase activity; manganese ion binding
Source: RefSeq, a predicted model, not a curated record
CAACGCCUCCCCUCUGGACGUUGAAAAAGAACGUCAUCUGCUUCAUACAUUUAACUUAGCUUUAGCCAACAUUAGCAUACAGUUUACGUUGCGUCCAAAUAAUUAUGUUUCCCGUAAACCGAUAGUUCGUCUGCAUUCACCUGACACUCCUUUCAAACAUGACUUUGAAAGCCCUACGCCGACGCGGAGACGGGUGGAGAGGGAAACUGAGUGGAUAGCUUUCAAUACGUGCUAGGUGGCUAGCGGCCGAUGGACGACAGAGGCUAAUGUUUCAAGAGCCCUAAGCCUAUCACAACAAGCCCGGCUCCUUAAACACAACCUGUCGCCGAAGUCACACGAACAAGGACUCGAAGACACCCCACAUCUUUAUCAGCAGCCGCGGGUCUCCGCAGCGCAGAGUCAUGGGUGCCUUCCUGGACAAGCCCAAAACGGAGAAGCACAAUGCCCACGGCGAAGGCAACGGCAUCCGCUACGGGCUGAGCUCCAUGCAGGGCUGGCGAGUGGAGAUGGAAGACGCCCACAGUGCCGCGCUGGGACUGGCCGUGCCCGGACUGAGCGACUGGUCCUUUUUUGCCGUCUACGACGGCCACGCGGGCUCCAGGGUGGCCAACUACUGCUCCAAGCACCUCCUGGAACACAUCAUCAGCGCCAGUUUCGGGGUGGUGGGGCAGCAGAGCUCGACGGACGCCUCGACGGGCACCUCGGAGAGCGCCUCCGACGCCCCUCCGGCCGAGUUCCCCCGUUCAGUGGAGGCAGUGAAGACAGGCAUCCGGGAGGGCUUCCUGAGGAUCGACGAGCACAUGCGCAGCUUCUCAGACCUGCGCAACGGCAUGGACCGGAGCGGCUCCACGGCCGUAGGUGUGCUCCUGUCACCCGAGCAUUUCUAUUUCAUGAACUGCGGCGAUUCACGAGCCGUCUUGUACCGCAAUUUCGAAGUGUGCUUCUCCACGCACGACCACAAGCCGUGCAACCCGCGCGAGCGGGAGCGUAUCCAGAACGCCGGCGGAUCUGUCAUGAUCCAGAGGGUGAAUGGGUCACUGGCUGUCUCCCGGGCCUUGGGGGACUAUGACUACAAGUGCGUGGUCGGCCGGGGCCCCACCGAGCAGCUGGUCAGCCCCGAGCCGGAGGUUGUCGAGAUGCUUCGGACACCCGAGCAGGAUCAGUUUGUCAUCCUGGCCUGCGACGGAAUCUGGGACGUCAUGUCCAACGAGGAGCUGUGCGAGUUUGUCAAAUCCCGCCUGGAAGUGUCCGACGACCUGGAGAGAGUUUGCAAUGAAGUGGUGGACACCUGUCUGCACAAGGGGAGCCGGGAUAACAUGAGCGUCGUCUUGGUGUGUUUGCCCAACACUCCCAAAGUGUCACCGGAAGCCGUGAGCAGAGACGCCGAGCUCAACCACUACCUGGAGUCCCGCGUGGAAGCGAUGCUGUCGGGGCCGGCCGACGAGGGCUUUCCCGACCUGGCGACGGUGAUGCGGAACCUGUCGGCUGACGGCGGCAUGCCGGCUCUGCCGCCAGGGGGAGGCCUUGCCAGCAAACAAAGCGUUAUCGAAGCGAUCUACAACAGUCUAAAUCCGUACAGAGAAGAAGAAGGGGUCAGUAUCCGCCGUGCUAUCCACGAAUUUGUGUCUUCAUCAUUUGACAAGUCCAAAUGACUGCUGCGGAGGGCGGCGCUGUGUUCACGAGUGUGUUUUUGCAAGUGUCCCGUUGUCGCUUGAAGCAGUUUGUUUGUUCAGCGCCUCCAUGAUUGUAAUGUCAUUGUUUCAGAAGACCUUUUCUUUGAUACUCAGGCUUUGAGCACGUUGCCGUAUUGGACUAAGUUCCCCGGUGUAUACUUACGGGCAACGUGUCACUCUUUGGACCGCUAACCAGGUCAAAAUACUGAAUUUGCACCCUCUUCCCCUUGCCACAUUAAACUUAAGGACUUCUAAAUGUUAUGGUCCACAAUUUUGCCCUUCUGACACGUUUUGUUUGUUUCUGCAUAACCAAUAUAAUACUUUUGUCAAUCCAUUUCAAAUGUGAAAGACAUGAAACGGGCCACGUGCGCAGAUGCCCGAGUUGGGUUUCCGUAGCGUCACAAAUGUCAACAGUGUGCAGUGGCAGCACACGAAACACAAUAAAUAAAUAAAUUGAUAGAAGUAUUUGAAGUUGGUCUAGGCUGACCCAUCCCGGUUGAUUGACGUGUGGAUUACCUCCACGGAAAAAUCAAAUGCAAAUUGGCGCUUGAAGUUGCUGUGCACGUGAAGCCAUAGCAGGAUGGAAAACGCGUGUCUAACUGUCUUCACCCUCUGAUUAACGCAGCCCUCCUGUUUCAUUUGGUAAGUGAUGACCUAAAUAAUCGCACCGCCCGGCCCUCGACUUCCUCUUUUCCCGCCACUUGCUCUCACCUCUACGCAUACGACCUCACGUAGUCUCGCAGGCAUGUCGAAGGGCCGACCCACCUUUUCUGUCCACCUCCCCUCCGCGUCCACUCGACGCUAGCAUGCGGAGGCGCGCUUUGUGUGCCGACAAUGGACUGACCCCUUUAUGUCAAACAUGCAUGCACCUACCAGACACCCCCCCCCCCCCGCCCUUAUGGCAGCCUCUUCUUCAACCGCACGCAACAGCAGCAGUAGUUGCUGUCCGUCACUUCCUGUCAACAAGUCCUUCAAGUUCUUGCGCAGCCCUGAGAGAAUAGAAAUUGUGUCCCGCUUGCUUUCACUUUUAUUUUGUGUUCAGGGUGCUCACUGGAAGCGUCUUUACAUUAUAACCACUUUCUCUUUUCCUCCCUCUGUCCAUAAUGUGACCCCGUCCUGUCCUCCUCCUCCUCCUCCUCCUUCUUCUCUCUUGGCGGGAUGACUGUCCUCCCUUCAGAGCGGUGCCAACUUGGAGUGUCACUGGUAGAAGUUCCUGAUCUGCCUGGAGGACUUAAAACAGACACUCUUACUAAAAAAAGAUCCAGGAUUGAAACUUUCUUUUUUUUUCCCCUCCAUCUUCUAUUUCUUUACAUUUUCCUCCACUGAGAAUUCACUCGUGGUUGAAAUUGGGAAGAUUAUGAUGGAGGCAAAAAGAAAGCGCACUUGUUUUGUGCUGCGUAACUGCCUCGCUCUUCCCUUCCCCCAUUUCUCAAGGACCAUAAAAGACGAGAGAACCUCACAUGUUGCUCAACCAUUUCCAAUGCUUCCGAGUUCUCCCGACUCGUCUGAUGCUCUCCACUUGCUUGAAACACUCAACGUCGUUUUGCCUCAAAGCCACUUCAUCAUUUUUUUCUUGUUUUGCCGCGAUGUCCAAAGAUCGCCACACCUGAACACCUCAAAGCCUCCUCCUCCGCAGUCCCUUUUGGGCAGCUGUGUUUGAAAUGCUGCCGAAUCCUUUUUUUUUUUUUUUUUUUUUUGCACGCGCUUCCUCAACUUGCCACUUGGUUGAUCGUCAUUGGACCCAACUCGCUUUGUUGCCAUAUGUAGAAAAACUGUCCAGAAUAAUUUAUAUCUGAAUAAUAUACAGAGAUAUUUAUAUUUUCAGUUGCUUUUUCUUCAAACCCAGUCUUGUGCCCGAAUCUGACCUGUGCGGGAGUGUGAUCUGUCUUUGCCCAUACGUCGUGCUGCACUAGUUGUGUGGUGGAACACAAACGCACAAGGCCGUGCUCAGUAUUCCAAAACCAUAAUGUUCCAAAGAGUGUGUGUGUGUGUGUGUGUGUGUGUGUGUGUUUGUCUGUCGAAAAGGGAGAUCCAGUCUCACCUUUUUGACACACACUGGAUCCCAUUUGUGCUGCCACUUCCCUUUUGUGAUUUGUUAAAUCAAUAAACAAACAAUUAGUUGAACAUGA